Messenger RNA from Rotaria socialis, 1221 nucleotides. NCBI's taxonomy places the organism in Eukaryota, Metazoa, Rotifera, Eurotatoria, Philodinida, Philodinidae. The record is from the annotation of a GenBank genome assembly.
AUGAUGUUCGGUAUUUUAAGUUUUUUUCUAUUAUUUUCAUUGUGCUGUUCAAGAAGUUUACCGAAAGUUCAACAGCCCGAUCCAGAAUGCGAUUACAAUAUUACACAAUUAAUUCAAAGUAAAGGUUAUCCAUGGGAAGAACAUAAAGUAACAACCGCCGACGGUUACAUUCUUGGUGUUUUUCGUAUUCCACAUGGCCGAAAUGCAUCAUCAACAACGCCAGGUCGACCUGUUCUUCUUCAACAUGGACUUCUCGAUUCAGCUACAUCAUGGGUAAUUAAUUUUCCUGAACAAAGUCUUGGUUUUAUUCUUGCCGAUGCAGGUUAUGAUGUGUGGCUUGGUAAUAUGCGAGGGAACCAUUAUUCACGCGCUCAUGUAAAAUACAACCCUGAUCAUGAUGAAGCAUUUUGGGAUUUUAGUUGGGAUGAUAUGGCACGAGAUGAUCUUCCAUCGAUGAUCUAUUACAUUUUAAAUCAAACCAAACAAACACAAAUCGGUUAUGUUGGCCAUUCUCAAGGUACAAUGAUUGGUUUUGCUGAAUUCGGGAACUUAAGUAAUUUGGUUCAAAAUAAUGUUAGCUUGUAUGUAGCUCUAGCCCCUGUUGCCCAUGUGGGGCACAUAAAAUCUCCCAUAAAAUAUUUAUCAACUACCACCAUAAUAAAAGACUUAGAACUUUAUUGGCAUAUACUAUUUGGUAGGAAUGAAUUUCUUCCAUCAUCUGAUAUAGUUAGAUGGCUUGCAACAUAUGGUUGUGAACAGAUUAUAGUUGAUCGUUUAAUUUGUGAAAACAUUUUCCUUGUUCUCUAUGGGCCAGAAAAGAAAAAUUUAAACGAGACACGAAUGCCUGUCUAUGUUGCACACGAACCUGCUGGGACAUCUGUAAAAAAUAUGAUUCAUUUUGCACAAGGUGUACAAACAAAUACAUUCCAAGCCUAUGACUAUGGUUCGCCGGAGAAAAAUCAAUUACAUUACAAUCAAACAACUCCACCUGCGUACGCGAUCCGCCCGAUGAAAGUACCAACAGCAAUAUUUUCUGGUGGUGAAGAUUGGGUUGCUGAUUCUGAUGAUGUUUCAUUUAUUCUUGAUAACGUUCAAAGUCUUGUCUAUCAAAAGCUCAUUCCUGAUUAUAAUCAUGUAGAUUUCAUUUGGGCCAUGGAUGCAAAUAAAUUUGUUUAUGCUGACUUGCUCAAUGUUAUGGAAAAAUACCAUCCACCUACGUAA